UUAUUGUAUUAAAAAAAUCUUCACUACCAAUCCCAAAACUGUACAGAUUCAUUGAAACGAUCACCAAAUACGCUCUGCUGCAUCGGUGCCUUCCUUUUUAGACUUCCCCUUAGCUUACUUUUUACGAUAUUGCAUCGUUUUUUGAACUCUUCAUCUUCCUUCUCCCACCUACCCACCUCCUACCAUCAAUUUUCUUUCAUUAUUUUAAUUUUCAGGAGUCUUGAGCGAUUAGAGUUCUUAUUUUCCGAUCAUGAUCUCUUCUUUCACUCAAUCUGCAAAACCCAUUCAUGGGUCUCACGUCGUUCACCGCCGGAGCUCUCCGGAGCCAAUACGGCCGUUCUCUUGCCCACCUCCAUUGCCGGCGCUAAAGCCCCAAGGCUUCGUUCUCUGUAUGAAGAAUGCCCUUCAUAUCUCUUCGGUUUCUAAUUUCGGGCCAUUGAGAACCCGGAAGAGUGAUUUGGUUACGAGCAAAGCCUACGAGGCUGACCGAUCGCACCCGAUUGAGUCGAACGUUGAACUGACGGUAGCCGAAGCGCGAACAGAGGCGGCGAAGAAGGUGAAGAUCGGACUCUAUUUCGCUCUCUGGUGGGGUUUGAAUGUCGUGUUCAACAUUUACAACAAGAAGGUUCUGAAUGCGUUUCCAUAUCCAUGGCUAACCUCCACGCUUUCCCUCGCUGUUGGCUCUCUCAUCAUGCUUGUCUCUUGGAUGACAAGGAUCGCCGAGGCACCCACCACCGAUUUUGAGUUCUGGAAAUCUUUGUUCCCUGUAGCUGUGGCCCAUACGAUUGGGCAUGUAGCGGCCACAGUGAGCAUGUCAAAGGUUGCUGUCUCAUUCACUCAUAUCAUCAAGAGUGGUGAGCCUGCAUUUAGUGUAUUGGUUUCAAGGUUCCUGUUGGGUGAGACUUUCCCUGUUCCUGUCUACCUCUCUCUUCUACCGAUCAUCGGCGGUUGCGCGCUUGCUGCCGUGACCGAGCUUAACUUCAACAUGACUGGUUUCAUGGGAGCUAUGAUAUCAAACUUGGCAUUUGUGUUCAGAAACAUAUUUUCCAAGAAAGGCAUGAAGGGGAAGGCUGUUAGCGGGAUGAACUACUACGCCUGUUUGUCUAUUCUGUCCCUUUUGAUUCUUACCCCAUUUGCUAUUGCUGUCGAAGGACCGCAGAUGUGGGCUGCAGGAUGGAAAACUGCUGUCUCUCAGAAUGGACCUAACUUUGUUUGGUGGGUAGCAGCUCAAAGUGUGUUCUAUCAUCUCUAUAACCAAGUAUCCUACAUGUCUCUGGACGAAAUUUCUCCCUUGACAUUCAGCAUUGGUAACACCAUGAAACGUAUAUCGGUCAUAGUUUCUGCAAUCAUCAUCUUCCGCACACCCGUCCAACCCGUCAACGCUCUCGGAGCUGCGAUCGCUGUUCUCGGGACCUUCUUAUAUUCACAGGCAAAACAAUGAGAAGAAGACUCUUAGAACUUAAGUAAUUAUAUCAAAGAGAGAUCGGAGCAAAGCAUUCGAGAAGUGUCGGGAUUUUCGAUAUGGCAGUGAGGAAAUUGAUUCGAGUUUAUCAGUUUUUGAUGUUGUGUUUAAUCAUGGAGAGAUGAACAAGUAGUGAUUUUCUGUGCAUCAAGAAGGUCAUACAUGAAUAAAGUGAGUAGGGAAGGUAAA
Molecule: messenger RNA, 1651 nt
Organism: Cucurbita moschata (crookneck pumpkin)
Lineage: Eukaryota; Viridiplantae; Streptophyta; Magnoliopsida; Cucurbitales; Cucurbitaceae
Product: glucose-6-phosphate/phosphate translocator 2, chloroplastic-like
Exons: 5
Coding region: 251-1441 (396 amino acids)
Biological process (GO): transmembrane transport
Cellular component (GO): Golgi apparatus; membrane
Molecular function (GO): antiporter activity; phosphoglycerate transmembrane transporter activity; triose-phosphate transmembrane transporter activity
Source: RefSeq, a predicted model, not a curated record